Molecule: messenger RNA, 654 nt
Organism: Darwinula stevensoni
Lineage: Eukaryota; Metazoa; Arthropoda; Ostracoda; Podocopida; Darwinulidae
Source: the annotation of a GenBank genome assembly
AUGGCCCGAUGCCGCGAGUUAUGCAGCCAAAGCGGCGCGCUGCUGAUAUUGGACGAAGUGAUGACGGGUUUUCGCGUGGCUCUAGGUGGCGCGCAGGCCUUGUAUGCCCAGCAAAUUCCAGGUUUUGCACCGGAUUUAACGGUGCUGGGCAAGGUCAUAGGCGGUGGCAUGCCCCUGGCGGCCUUUGGUGGUAAACGCGCAGUGAUGGAGCAAUUGGCACCCCUGGGCUCGGUCUACCAAGCGGGGACUUUGUCGGGCAACCCGCUGGCUACAGCGUGCGGAUUGGCCACAUUGCAGCAAGUAAAGCAAGCAGGGUUUUACGAAGCAUUGAGCGCGAGCACACAAAGCCUGGUGCAAGGCUUGCAACAAGCUGCCAGCGCAGCAGGCUUGCCCUUUGCCAGCGACAGCCAAGGCGGCAUGUUUGGGUUUUUUCUGUUACCGCAACUGGCGCAAAACUAUCAGCAAGUGAUGCAAACCAACAGUGCGCAGUUUAACCAGCUUUUUCAUGGCUUGCUAGAGCGCGGGGUUUAUAUUGCGCCAGCUCUGUACGAAGCAGGAUUUGUCAGCAGCGCGCAUACACCGCAAGACAUAGAAGCCAGCGUAGCUGCAGCCGCACAAGUCUUUGCCCAAUUGGCCAAAAGCGAACAGAAAUAA